Molecule: messenger RNA, 3143 nt
Organism: Hippocampus comes (tiger tail seahorse)
Lineage: Eukaryota; Metazoa; Chordata; Actinopteri; Syngnathiformes; Syngnathidae
Product: lamin-A
Exons: 13
Coding region: 338-2269 (643 amino acids)
Biological process (GO): nuclear envelope organization; nuclear migration; nuclear pore localization
Cellular component (GO): nuclear lamina; nuclear envelope
Molecular function (GO): structural constituent of cytoskeleton
Source: RefSeq, a predicted model, not a curated record
UCCGCCAGGUGGCACUGUGCAAUUAAGCAAAGCUAGCGAGCAAGUCUACUCCCACGCCACACAUUCAGUCAGACAACAUUCCCUCCUUGUGUGCGUGUUUAGUUUUUGCAGCCAGUGCGCACUAAAGCGGCUUCUUCUUCUUCCCUGGAUUCAACGCGUGGGUUUUUUUUCCUCACGUGUCUGCUUUUUCCUGCUAUGUGACAGUGGGCCCACUGCGGCGUGAGUGUUGUUUGACGCAAAUCACGCGUGGCACAGACGCCGGAUCGGAAGACGACCUCGAGGAAGAUUCGAGAAAAGUCAGUGACCGGCCCGAUCCGAAGCCUUUGCCGCCAUCGCCAUGGAAACGUCGACCCAGAGACGCAGCGGGCGCGGUGCCAGCUCGCCUGCCCGGAUCACCCGCCUGCAGGAGAAGGAGGACCUGUGCAACCUCAAUGACCGGCUGGCCGUUUACAUCGACAAGGUGCGCUCGUUGGAGGCAGAGAACGCGGGCCUGCGUUUGCGCAUCACCGAGUCCGAGUCGCAUGUCAGCCGAGACCUGAGCGGCAUUAAGGCGGCGUACGAGGCCGAGCUAGCCGACGCCCGCAAGACCCUGGACCAGGUGGCCAGGGAGCGGGCUCGUCUGCAGCUGGAGCUGGGCAAGGUCAGGGAGGAGUACAAGGAGCUCAAAGCCAGGAACAGCAAGAAGGAGUCCGACUUGGACGCAGCUCUGGCCCGCCUCCGGGACCUGGAGGCUCUGCUUAACUCCAAAGAUGCCGCCUUGAGUACAGCCCUGGGCGAGAAGCGCACCCUGGAGGUCGAGAUCAAGGAGCUCAAGGCUCAGCUAGCCAAGUUGGACGGUGCCCUGGCAGACGCCCGUCGUCAGCUUCAAGAUGAGAUGCUUCGUCGCGUGGAUGCCGAGAACCGUCUGCAGACAGUGAAAGAGGAGCUGGAGUUCCAGAAGAACCUCUACAACGAGGAAAUCCGCGAGUCCAAGCGUCGUCACGAGUCUCGCAUGGUGGAGAUCGACAGUGGGCGGCAGCUGGAGUUUGAGAGCAAACUGGCAGAGGCUCUGGCCGAGCUGAGGGCUCAGCAUGAGGAGCAGGUUGGACUUUACAAAGCUGAGCUGGAGAAGACUUAUAACGCUAAGUUGGAUAAUGCCCGGCAGUCGGCUGACAGAAACAGCCACUUGGUGGGUGCUGCGCAUGAAGAGCUACAGCAGACACGCAUUCGAGUGGAGGGCAUGUCGGCUCAGCUCAGUCAGCUGCAGAAACAGUUGUCCCUGAGUGAAGCGAAGGUGCGCGAGCUGGAGGACACGCUGAGCCGGGAGCGCGACCUGAUGCGGCGCAGGAUGGAGGACAAGGAUCGCGAAAUGGCCAAAAUGCAAGCGCGCCUGCAGCAACAGCUGGACGAGUACCAGGAGCUCCUUGACAUCAAACUCACUCUGGACAUGGAGAUCAACGCCUACAGGAAGCUGUUGGAAGGCGAGGAGGAGAGGUUGCAGCUGUCGCCCAGCCCUCAGCCCGGCCGAAUGACGGUGACGCGUAGCUCGGGCUCGUCCCACAGCCACAGCCGCCUGCUUCACGCCACGCCCGGUAUCGCCUCCAGCAGCCGCACGUCCUCGGGAGCCGCCAAGAAGCGCCGUCUCAAUGACAACGACAGCGACACAUCCAGCUUGGCGGCGGCCGGGGGCACCGUCACCAAGACGCGCAUCAUCCAGCACGCCGCAGCCAGCGGACGUGUCACUGUGGACGAGGUGGACCAGGACGGGAAGUAUGUGAGGCUCAGCAACAAGAGCGACGAGGACCAAUCCCUGGCUGGCUGGCAGUUGAAGAGACAAGUGGGCGAAGACGCGGCCAUCAUCUACAAGUUCCCCCACAAGUACACCCUGAAGGCUGGAGCCACCGUCACCGUGUGGGCGGCGUCAGGUGGCGGAAGCCACUCCCCCCCGUCGGAUCUGGUGUGGAAGAGUCAGGACUCGUGGGGCACCGGCGACAUCCUGCAAACCGUCCUCAUCAGUGCUGCUGGAGAGGAAAUGGCCAGCAGGAAAGUGACCCGCACCCUCUUCCAGGAGGAUGACGAUGACAUGGGAGCUCACAGCACCAGCGGUGAGAAUGAGUACAACCUGCGCAGUCGCACGGUCAUCUGCGACUCGUGUGGCCAGACGUCGGACCGUGGCCACGGCAGCCACGGCGGCGGAGGGCCCGAAGGCCUCGUGGGACAUUCCUUUUUCGUGGCCGACAACCUGCCCAGACAGAGUCGCGUCAAGCCUGAGAACUGCGCGGUCAUGUAAAAGCAAACUUGGCCCCGUCUCCUGUUGCGCAAUCAUGUGCAUCACCUCUGGGAUGUUUUUUUUUUCUUCCCAUCAUUACCUUCAAUUUUUUAUUUUUUUUUACAUGUAUCCACUAUAAACUUCUCUGCUGCUUGAAGCUCGCCUGAAGGCCACAGGAGCUUGCUUGUGUAUAAUCCAUUUACUGUAUGUUAUUGCAUGUGCGCUAACGCUUGUGCUAAUGCUAACAGACACAUACACGCACGCACGCUCGCACUUAGGCAAAUGCAUCCACUCGAGGUCACGUUUAUUGCUGUCAAAAGUCAACACGCACAGAUGGUGAACCCCAAUGCAAAACAUCAUCAGUUUUUCCGAUGUAAUUUAAACUGUGAGUUGGUUUUUUUUUAUUUUUGGUUUUCUUUCCAAUGAAGUGGUGGCAAAAUACAAUUACUUUGGAGUUCCAAAUUCUCAUUCAGAGCGUUAAUUUGUACAAAGUGAAAAAUUGUCAAAAUACCCAAAAGAGAUAUAGUCAAAUAUCAUUUUUUAAUUUAACUUUUUUUUUGUGGGUUUCAAAAAUUUUUCCAGAACUACACACGGAUGAAUAUUGUUAGCCUAAUACUUAAGUCAUAUUUGAAUGUUUUCGGAAAACAAGAAAAAAAACAUUUUUUUUUUAGCAUUUUUAUUGGUAUUAUUUGACUAAUAGUGCAAUUGACAAUAUUUUGAACUCUGUCACAAUAUUUGUACUUGUAAAAAAAAAAAAAAUCACUUUUCUUGUUCUCUGUAAACGUCCAAAUAGGUCUUUGUCAACUCUGCAUACCUUUGCAUAGAAACAUCAAGUGAAGCCGAUGAGGCUCGUUUGUGACGUCAUAGCUUGUGGCUAAUCAUUAACAAACCAUUU